This is a messenger RNA of Tetranychus urticae (two-spotted spider mite), 1585 nucleotides long. RefSeq lists its product as uncharacterized. The record is from RefSeq and is a predicted model, not a curated record. NCBI's taxonomy places the organism in Eukaryota, Metazoa, Arthropoda, Arachnida, Trombidiformes, Tetranychidae. Gene Ontology annotation, cellular component: membrane; acetylcholine-gated channel complex.
ACAUUAAGUCGAGACUCUUAUUGGUUUAAAUGGUGGGUAAAUUACAUGUUAUUAAUAGUGUGAUUGGAUAUUGAUGUAAUUACAUUUGAAACCAGACAAACGGUGAAAAACAUCUUCUCGGUGAAAAAGCAACACUUGUAACAAUUGAAACUUAAACCUGGUAAUCCGUUAAUUCAACCAUUUAAAUUGUGAUUUGUUUCAUUUAACCAAUUCUCUUGAUCCAUUGGAAUAAAAAUGACUUUCAAUGAUAGACUAAGUGUUUACUUAUUGUUUGUGUGUAUAUUUCAACUAACCAGUGCUCAACCAGAAUCCGUUAAAAAAGCAUGGAAUGUCGAAAAUUAUCCAAACCCAUGGACUGAACCCAAGCGAUGUGGUUCACACAUUGCUGGAUUCAUUUGUGAUCCAGACAAGAUGUUACCCAGAGACCAAGCUAGAGAUAUUGGAAGUUAUUUAUGGAAACAAGGAAGACAAGAUGCUUGUCUUUGCUCAAGAUGUCUAACAGCCAAAAAUGGAAUACCAAUUGGAAUCGCUUUAAUGAAUGAUGCUCCAAUAUCACCUGAUAAGAGAACAGAGCCUGUAUAUUAUGACGAUGAGGAACCACAUUAUGGCCCAUCAGACUCUAUUCAAGCAUGGGAGGAAUUCGCCGAAAGUUUGAGGAAAUUUUGGGGAUUCGGAUCGUGUGAAAAUGAUGCUUUAAUUGUUAUGUCGACUCAAGGUGGAGCCAUUGCAUUAGGUAAUUACACUCAAAAAUUACUGGAAGGCUCAGAAUUGUUACAUUUGAAGCCACAUAGGUUUUUGGUUCGCCCUGAAAAACGAUCUGAGUUUAUCAUGAAAAUGGUCAGAGAAAUACAAGCACAUCGUAAUCCAAAUGAAAAGCCUACAACACAUGAAAAUUUUACAAUGGAUCUGGUCACUAUUAAAUAUUCUGAGAUACUUGAAAGCCAACCUAAAGUCGAUGAUAAAAUAGUAAUUAAAAACACAGUUAAACCAGAAAUCCAUAAUAUAUCAAUGGCACAAACUUGGGGAACAAAUAGUUUCAUUGCUGCAGCUGAAGAUGAUGAUUUUGAAGCACCACCAGAAGCAAAGAUAGAUACUUCAUUGGCAUUUAUCCUCAUUAUUUCAUUUACAGUUCUAUUGGUUUGUUUGAUUGCCCUUUUCUUAAUUAUUUGGUAUUAUCGUACCAAAACGGGUCACAUACAGCCCAGUGCUGAAUACACGAAACCUCCAACAGAUGAGAAGCUUCCAAGUGAUAUCAAGACUGUUAAAUAUGAACCUUGUCAAACUGAUGAACCUGGUUUACCUGUUUAAUAAUAGUUGCUUAUUUUUUCCAAUCAUCUUCAUCACAAUUGCCAAUGGAUCCUCAUUUUCAUUUAACCAUAUCAUCACAUCUCAUGUACACUUGCUUUCUAAAUCUACUUUUGGUUUUACCAAAUGAUUGCCAUGUAAAUAACGCUAUUUUUGUCCUCAACCAAAUCAACAUUUGUUUAAUGUUGCUUCGACAAUUAAUGAGUGAACCCUAUUGUGUUUAACUGCCUAUGGUUUUGUAUCAAUAAAUGGUAUUAAAUACAGAAUCUUAAUAACUUAA